AUGGGUAUCUGCCUGUCGUGCUGUCGCAGGAGGCGUUCCCCAGAACGCGAACCUCUGCUACCCAAACACUACUCUCGAGAGGUUGAUGUCGAUCCUGGCCCUCCACCGCUAUCCCAGUUCGACCGCGUUGCUGACAUCCUUGGUGCCUUGAAAGCGGGCAAGCUGCCUACUCAAACCCAGCUGAGCGACACUCUGCAAGCCUUGCUCAAUGCGGACAUACUCAACGUUAACCAUGUUGAUACUGGAUAUGGUGCCCUUAGUGAGAGCGGAAGGAAGGUUGUGACAGAUGUCAGAGAGGUUCUCGAUGCGGCUCUGCAAAUAGGGAUGGAGAAGAACAGCGAUGAUGUUGUCCAACAUCUGUUGUACCACAGUAGGAAGGUCGACUCUAGUCAAAUGCAGGCCGGCGUUGCUGUUGACGCUAACGGUAGUGCAAUGGAUAUGGACACCACGGCCAAGCAGCUACCCUCACAGGCUGAGUUGACGACGAAUACCGUCGAACUGCUUCGAUCGCUCGUCGUGCUGGCUCGGGUGCUCAUAACUUCCUCGACAUUCAACACUCUUUUAUCAGAUGCACUGGCUGCUUUGCGUGAGAUGGUUACAGACACUGUAGCCCACGUUGGGCGUCCCGCGUCCCGCGUGGAAGACGUUUCAGCGGAGAUGGAGGGCGUUAUACGUCCUGGAAGUAAUGCUGUUGGAGAUCUAAGGAGAAAGGCGACAGAAUCCAGCGAAGACUUCGUAGCUGGAUUUGGUGUGAUGAUGACGAAACACGAUGACGAAACGCAAGACAAUGGAACUUCGGAGCUAGCGAAGGAAGCUAUCGUCUCUAGACUCCAAGAGUCCAUGCUUCGCGCCAGUAGAGUAUCAGCUUACCGGCAGGCUCUCCGAACGGUGCUACUCCUCCUGCGUAAAUAUUCCAGUAAAUUGAGCACAAGUGUCUCUGACCUCUCAGGAGCCCGAUUACCCACUGUUGUGCCCGUUGUGUGGGCCGAACCCCCGCUGUCUGAUGCCCUCUCAAAUCUUGUGACCAUCCUUGAACGACUGGCUUCGGGUCAUUCACUUGAUGCUCUCCUGAACGCCCUACAGACGGUCACGUCCGAUGUCAUCAACAUCCCACUAGAAGCAGCAGCAUCCACAGAUACAGACAGUCGACGGGAGCUUCAAGCCUAUCUUACGAGUGUGGGAGAGUGGCUUGACCAUGCGCUAGCCAGGGCACGAUUUGCCGCUUCUCCCGAGGGGCGACGGGAUAUUGAGACGCUAUAUGACCGUGGCAGAGCACUUAUGGACAAGGCCUCCGAACAGAAUGCGGAGUGGGUGAGACAUGUCCGAGAUUUGGUCCACGAGAUGGACGCAUUUACCUCCGCGAUGGCGUCUGACCGGACAUCCCGCCGUCUCUUGCGAUCUCUGGACACGCUUACUGGCGAUAUUGCACUAUUCAGCUCUGCCACCACUAACGAGGCACCUGCACAGGCUCAGAGGAUAAAUCGAAGGUGGUGGCGCCGGACCCAACGCGACGUCCUUGUUUGGCUAAUCCCUCAGAUUCUCCGCGCAAUCAAAGCCAUACCAAUGCCACGCGUGGAGUAUAAGAGCGGGAAUUUGGACGUAGUCAUCGACACUUCGCUACUCACCCCCGGGACGGGUGUUUCGGCAUCACUGAUUCCAGACCGCAUCCGCGUCGAAAAUUAUAGCGAACUUCAGGUGGAUGUCACCAAGCGGGCUGCCUUGGUGGAUGCCGGUAAUUCGCAAGUUGGAUAUUCAGCGGGCGGCGUGCAGACGUACACGAGAACGAGAGUGCACGUUAACGGUUUGCGUGUGUCCGCCCGCAAUAUCGGCUAUUAUGUGCACUACGAGAGGUGGCACGGGAUGCUCGGGUAUGAAGACCAAGGAUUGCUCAGCGUAGAUGUUGGCCGACAGAACGAACAAGGCGAAGGCUUGACGGUUGAUGUGGAACUCGACCUGCAGACAGGCGAGGAUGCCGAUGGAAGUGCCAGUGAAGGCAACUGUGCGGAGAGUCUGUUCCGCGUAACAGACGUCAGCGUGGACGUGCCGGGUUUGCAAUUCGCGAUAUAUCGGAGCAAGCAUUGGUUGUUGAAUAAGUUCAUUGUCCAACCGCUAUCCGGACCCCUCGUACGGGCCAUCGCCGGGCAUAUUCUUGCACAGCAGAUCAGGACGCUGCUCGAAGCACUAGGGCGUUUCCUCGCAGGUGUGCAGCGGACUGCAGAGGGAUUGAACGAUGAGUUGGAGCCAAGCGGUGAAGUCUCAUACGAGGACUAUUGGGAGGCAUUUCUGCUGCAUGCCAGAGCGGGUGUAUCGGGCGAAGAUGAUACCGCCUCCGACGACUCGGAUUCGAGCACGGAAGACGAGUCCCAGACUGCUGCUCUCGUUGAGAGUCACACAAGGGCGACCCUCCAGGGCAUGAUUCGCACCACGGUCACGCAGCCCUUCCCUUCAUUGUCGAACCCACCCACCCCAGAUGAGAGUGCGUUGGCAGUAGGGAUCGGUCCGCAGAUCCUUCCUGGGAAGGGUGGUCCUGUUGAUGGCCCGAGGGCAAGCGAGUAUGGUGCCGUUGAUAUCACAAGAGAGGCGAUGGGCGAAUUGCAGGGAGCUGUGGAGUGCACGAACGGAACAGUGGAGAGCAUCAUGGAACAGACGGCUAAGGUGCGGGAAGAAGUUGAAGAGGCGCGAGAGCGGGGAGCUAUCAGGGAAGGAGUAGAAAGAAGGAGAAAGGGUUGGAAGAGUCGUGCAUUCGACAUGCAAUAA
This is a messenger RNA of Sparassis crispa, 2757 nucleotides long. RefSeq lists its product as hypothetical. NCBI's taxonomy places the organism in Eukaryota, Fungi, Basidiomycota, Agaricomycetes, Polyporales, Sparassidaceae. The transcript has 4 exons. The coding region runs from base 1 to 2757 and encodes 918 amino acids. The record is from RefSeq and is a predicted model, not a curated record.